This is a messenger RNA of Schistocerca nitens (vagrant locust), 2835 nucleotides long. RefSeq names its product GPI mannosyltransferase 2 (gene PIG-V). The transcript has 4 exons. The record is from RefSeq and is a predicted model, not a curated record. Gene Ontology annotation, molecular function: alpha-1,6-mannosyltransferase activity; GPI mannosyltransferase activity. Gene Ontology annotation, cellular component: endoplasmic reticulum membrane; mannosyltransferase complex. Gene Ontology annotation, biological process: GPI anchor biosynthetic process. Lineage: Eukaryota; Metazoa; Arthropoda; Insecta; Orthoptera; Acrididae. Bases 968 to 2494 code for a protein of 508 amino acids.
UAAGAAGAAGGUUUUAGUUCGAUAAAAUAUAUUGUGUUUUCUUCUUGUUGUAAAAAUGAAACGGUGUCUUCACGCAGUCACUGUGUCACCACGUAAAAUUUAGACAAAAUAAUAUGAUGACGUAGUUUUUGGCGGUCUGGAGCGCUUUGAUGCUUUUGUUGACAUAUCGAUAGGCUAGAAUUGAUAUUGAAUUGUAAUCGCAUCACGCUUUUGGUUGCAUCUUUGCUGAUACUAUAGCCAGUCAGCCAGUGACUUUGGUUCGGCGGCAUUGUGCGAAUUUUGACAGUCCGGUUGGGUUUUCUGCUGAUUGUUGUAUGUGGAGACACUAAAUCCUGUUGCUGAAAACUGCAAAAGCUGCACAGAAAAGACUGCACAUUUGGAAAUUAUGUCAUGGACAAUGUCCCUUCACACACAUGUGCCAAACUGAAGGUUCUGUGUUUCGGACUGGUGGACCACCAUCAUAUUCACCUGACCUGACUAUCUGUUUCCUAGCAUGAAGAAACACCUAAAUGGUCAUCAGUGUGAAAAUACUGAAGAUGUUAAACGUGCUGCUGAGAGUUCACUUGGCCAUUUAUCAUAUCCAGGGUCGCCACAGGUUCUGGAAAUCAGGGCAUAUCAAACACAUCAGGUAAACAACAGAAAACCCUACAACACCUCCAUCUAAAUGACAAGAUGCAGUUUGGGACAUAGCCAAGAGGAUUCAUUAGCUCUUAUGAUGCUCUGAAGUGAUUCCUUACCUCAACAUGAGAAGACUGUUAGUGCACUCCCAAGCACAUACAUAGCAGUGAAUAAACAGAGCAGCUGCCAGGAAAUGGAAGACCCAUUUCCUUCCUGAUGCUUGCUUAACUACAGCAACAGAUUAGGACAGUGAUAGAUGGAGGGCUUGUGAGACUGUGUCUAGUAUUCAGUGAAAGCCAUAGUAGUAUGUUACAAUAACGUGCACGUGGAAGGUUCACAAUGAAUAAAAAUGACUGUGAAGGCAUUCAGUUUGAAGCCAAAAGUGACCACUUUUGCAAUUUUAUCAAGACUUUUUGUACUUACCUUGUCAUGUCUGUCUAAUAAUUUAAUACCUGAUCACAAUUCCGAUGCAUUUAUUAGUCCAUCAAAUCCUCAUGAAAAGAAUGCCACAGUCUGUGAUAGUAUUGUCAGUUUCCUCUUUGGUGGUAUUAACCGCUGGGACGCCCAGUAUUUUUUGCACAUUUCUCGGUAUGGAUAUACAUUUGAAAAUUGCCUUGCUUUCUUUCCCACGUACCCAAUCCUUACAUAUCUGACAUCGAGGAUCUUGUAUAUUCCUCUCUCAAUCGUUCUUAAUGAAACAUCUGUAACGACUUUUUGUGCAGUUGCCAUUAAUUUUUAUUUUUUUGUAAAGGCUGCAGAAGUAUUAUAUGAUUUGACUGAAAAACUGUUCAAAAAUUGUCAACUGGCUUAUGUUGCUUCUAUAAUGUUUUGUGUAAAUCCUGCCAGCAUCUUCUUUAGUGCACCAUACUCUGAAACACUAUUUUCCUUAUUUUCGUUUUAUGGGAUGUACUUAUCUGUUUCAGAUCAUGGUAUCCUUUGCAGUGUGCCUUUAGGUCUUUCUGCAUCGGUGAGAUCCAAUGGGAUAUUAAAUACUUGGUUUCCAUUAUUCAAAAUUGCCAAUAAUGUAUUCCAAAGAUUAUCAAAUAAACUCAAAUCUGAUAAAAGAAUUGUGAAGAGGACAGAUGUAAUAGAUGCAGAUGGUUCCUUCAUGAAUCUGUUCUUGAAGGCUGUGUUAGUGACUGUUAUUUCAUUGGCACCAUUUUUUGCAUUUCAAGCAUAUUGCUAUUCCAAAUAUUGCAAAGCUGAUACUUAUGACAUCGCUGCCUUCUUAGCCGUAUUUGCACAUGAGAAAGAUUUUGUCUUGCCUGGCUCAAGAUAUCUUCCGUGGUGUGAUGACAAACUCAUUCUUCCUUAUAUGUAUGUGCAACAACAUUACUGGAAUGUUGGUUUCUUGAGAUACUACGAAUUUAAGCAGAUCCCUAAUUUUAUUCUUGCUGCUCCAGUUGUAUUCCUAAUAUUCACAAUGACAUUUUGUUUUGUUAGCUUACACAUGAACUUUAAUAUACGAUUUUUGAACUUAAAGGUAGAGUCAAGUUCAGGUAUGCCACUGAGCAUUCUCCCAUAUAUUGCUCAUGCUGCUGGACUGACAAUAUUUUGCUUACUAAACAUUCAUGUACAGGUGACAACUAGAAUGAUAGCGUCAUCAAGCCCAGUACUGUACUGGUUUUCUGCAUAUAUUCUAACUGGUAAACUCCACAUCUCAAACGAAGCCUGCAAGAAACAAGAUAAAAAAGAUGUAUCACAGAAAAAACCAAAAUCAAUAGAGUUUGAAGCAAAAUUUGAAGACUGGUGGAACAUUUUGUUUGUGACUUUUGACAUACCGCAAAAAAUGUUUUCAAAGUUUAUCAAAAUUUAUUUCAUAUCUUAUUUAAUCAUUGGAACCAUACUUUUCAGUAACUUUUAUCCAUGGACUUAAAAGGUUCUCACAAAUAGAAAGAAGACUGACUUUUUUUCUUUCUUCCUUAAUCAAAUGAACAAAUGAGAACAUGUAUUUCAUUGUAUCAUUACAUUAAAAUUCAUGUCAAUUACUGGUGAGAAACAGUAUUUACUUUUAAUUUAUGGACACGUAAAGCACUCUUGUUAUCAAGACAGCGGUGACCAAGGACAAUGAAUAUGGUAUCCAAUCAAAGAAAUGCUUAAGAGCCUUGUGAUAAUCAUAAACUUGAAAACUAUUAUUCUUAUAUCUGAUAGUGAUUUUUUGCAGAAUGCUUGUAUCUUUGCAGGAAUAAGCAUUAGAAUAAAGAUCAUACAACAGGA